GUUAUACUAGUUGAAGCCUAAAAAGGACCGGCGCAUUGGAGCACUAUUAACAAGCGAGAAUGGCAGAAAUGGGAAUGGGAUGGUAUGGACCUCUUAUUGAUCUUUCGGCAGCGGCUUCUCACGUGGGAGAUUUCGUACAAUUCCUUGUUUUUGUUCACCGCUCCAAUCCUAUUCAGUAUAAAUCACGGAGAGGAAGAGGAAGUGGAAAUGGCGGUGAAGUGGUCCGCACAGACAUUGAUGUCGGUGACGAAAGUCGCCCCCAUUUCAACAUUACUCUUUGGAAUUCCAACCUCGCUUCCCAAGUUUUUGCUGGGGACAUCAUCUUCUUCCGAAAUGUGAAAGUGAAUUCAUUUGGUAGUAUCGUUGAAGCUUCGUCUGUUCACUAUUCUUCUAUCCUUCGUCUCAUCCAUCCUUAUCAUUCCCUCCUUUCUCGUGGUCUUGAUGAUCUGGUCGCUACUUGUUCAGUUAUCGGAACUACAAAGGACAAGCUUACCAGGGUCAUACAUUGGAUUCACCAAACUAGAAUCACUCUUUGUAAUCAACUCAAUUCCAAACAAGUUCCAGCACCACGAAACUGGAAAGAGCACCAAGAGCAAAAACCUCGUGAAUGUUUCUCGCUUUCAGAAGUGUUACACCUGUCUAAUUCCUGUAAGGUCAACUUUCAUGCAUCAAUAGGUGAACUUUUUUUGCAGUCUCUGUGGCCUGACGCCGAGAAAGAUAGGCUGUUCAUUAGUAGGAGAUUGAAUAUCAAGACUGACAUCAUAGUAGAAGAUAUGAUAUGUACAGGCUGCCAGCUCUGUGGCCUCCCUUUGUGUUCAGACUCCACAGGUGUGGGAAAAGACUGUCCAUUAUAUUGUGACAAGAGUUCAAACAGACUUCAUACAGUAGGCUUCAUAUACAGGCCAUUUAUGCUAUACGUAUGGGACGACUCAGAGCAUAUACCACUUCAUGUUACGAAUAAGGCAGCUGAACUCCUGUUUGGGAAUAUCAUCGCUGAAAAUGUGUACCUGUCAUUCAAGAACCAAAAGGAUCAUCAGAAUCUGAAAAACCCUUCCAAGGAACAUGUUAACAUACAGGAUCAUGCAAGAGUUGACCCAAAAGAUAUUGUGUCAGUCAGCAACAUGGGAUUACAGAAGAGGAGGAUAAAACAUGACCCUAAAAGCCCAAACUUGUACUUGAUAUGGUUAAUUGUGUUAAGGAUGUUGUUGCUUCAAGGGGAAAAUAGCUCUUUAACGUUUGAAGUUCUUAUUGAUUCUAGCUUGGAAAUGGAGGACGGAAGAUUUAAAAUGUUAUCGGUGUCAAUGUCAUAAUUUUCUGAAACGUAUGAUUUGCCUUUUCAAUUGUGUAAAUUUCUUUUUUUUUUCCCUAAAGAAUUUCAAUUGAAACCUCUUUAUGCGUGUUAAGAUUUGUACUUUAUUACAUGAGUAGAAUUAAUUAUCUUAA
Messenger RNA from Spinacia oleracea (spinach), 1443 nucleotides. RefSeq lists its product as uncharacterized. Bases 60 to 1310 code for a protein of 416 amino acids. The record is from RefSeq and is a predicted model, not a curated record. NCBI's taxonomy places the organism in Eukaryota, Viridiplantae, Streptophyta, Magnoliopsida, Caryophyllales, Amaranthaceae. The transcript is spliced from 7 exons.